AUGGCUGCCGGAAGGUUACUGCUCUACACGGGCCUCUCGCUAGCGCUCUGCGCCCUCGGCAUGCUGGCCGUGGCCAUCUGCUCGGACCACUGGUACGAGACGGACGCCAGGAAGCACAGGGACAGGUGCAAGGCCUUCAACACCCGCCGGGUCGACCCUGGCUUCAUUUACAACAAUAACAACAACUUGCCGCUCCGGGCGAGCCGCUCGCGCCUGGACCGCUGGGAGGGCAAACUCCUCCGGGCCCGGAAUCGCCGGCAGCUGUUCGCCAUGAGCCCUGCGGACGAGUGCAGCCGGCAGUACAACUCCACCAACAUGGGCCUCUGGAGGAAGUGCCACCGGCAGGGCUUCGACCCCGAGAUCGCCGCCCUCAUUCGGAAAGGAGAAAUUGAGCGAUGCACAUACAUCAAAUACCACUACUCCUCAGCCACCAUCCCCAGAAACCUCACUUUCAACAUCACGAAGACCAUCCGUCAGGACGAGUGGCAUGCCCUACACCUGCGCAGAAUGACGGCCGGCUUCAUGGGCAUGGCGGUGGCCAUCAUCCUCUUCGGCUGGAUCAUCGGCGUGCUGGGCUGCUGCUGGGACCGGGGCCUUAUGCAGUAUGUGGCAGGGCUGCUCUUCCUCAUGGGAGGAACCUUCUGCAUCAUUUCACUGUGCACCUGUGUGGCUGGGAUCAACUUUGAGCUGUCACGCUACCCACGCUACCUGUAUGGACUCCCCGACGACAUCAGCCAUGGCUAUGGAUGGUCCAUGUUCUGUGCAUGGGGGGGCCUGGGCCUCACACUAAUCUCGGGAUUCUUCUGUACCUUGGCCCCCUCUGUUCAACCUGUCCCGAGGACCAACUGCCCUAAAUCCAGACCCGAGAAUGGGACAGUGUGCUAAAA
This is a messenger RNA of Lemur catta (Ring-tailed lemur), 887 nucleotides long. RefSeq names its product transmembrane protein 178B (gene TMEM178B). Lineage: Eukaryota; Metazoa; Chordata; Mammalia; Primates; Lemuridae. Gene Ontology annotation, cellular component: membrane. The transcript has 4 exons. The coding region runs from base 1 to 885 and encodes 294 amino acids. The record is from RefSeq and is a predicted model, not a curated record.